Rhea pennata is the source of this 2397-nucleotide messenger RNA. It is a transcript of the gene FOXM1, whose product is annotated as forkhead box M1. The coding region runs from base 1 to 2397 and encodes 798 amino acids. NCBI's taxonomy places the organism in Eukaryota, Metazoa, Chordata, Aves, Rheiformes, Rheidae. The transcript has 8 exons. Gene Ontology annotation, biological process: regulation of cell population proliferation; G2/M transition of mitotic cell cycle; regulation of transcription by RNA polymerase II. Gene Ontology annotation, molecular function: DNA-binding transcription factor activity; RNA polymerase II transcription regulatory region sequence-specific DNA binding. The record is from RefSeq and is a predicted model, not a curated record. Gene Ontology annotation, cellular component: nucleus.
AUGAGGACCAGCCCUCGCAGGCCCUUAAUUCUCAAAAGACGGAAACUGACUCUCCCACAGAAAGAUGCAUACAGCACUUCAGCAAGAGAUGAGCCCAGUGGUCAGGGUAAAAAGACUCCUAAGCAGGAGUCAAGCCAAGGGAACCAACACAGCAACCAACCCAAACACAAAGUGGACUGUGUCCUGCAGAAAUUCCCAGCAGGAAUAAAGAUCAUCAACCAUCCUACUAUGCCCAACACACAGGUGGUGGCCAUCCCUACAAGUGCUGAUAUCCAGAGCAUCAUCGAGGCACUGACAACGAAAGGAAAAGAAUGUGGCAGCAACGGGCCCAACAAAUUCAUUCUCAUUAGCAGUGGAGGCAGCUCUCGUUCAGCAGAUCCAGCAGCAUCACAGCAUCUACCAUCAGAAGAGAAAGCCAGUACAGCACCCAGUGAGGCAGAUGGAUGGGAAAGAGAGAAGAAUGUUAUCCAGACCAGCGGUUUUGCAGGAGGGACAACACUCUGGCACUCAGGAAUUGAUUCCAUGGCUGGGCAGGAACAGGAAGGAAACAGCAGCAGUGAGGCAACUAGCUCUGUAUUGGAUAAUAGUCUCACUAACAUCCAGUGGCUGGGGAAGAUGAGAUCUGAUGGGCUAAGUCCAUGUUCUGUGAAGCAGAAAACAGAGAAAGAGAACCGGAUACCUCUGCAGGAAAGAAUCAAGACUGAAGAAGAUUCUGCUGCUACUGUUCCUACCUCUUCCCCUUCGUCCUCCUGGCAGGAUUCAGUAUCAGAACGACCCCCUUACUCCUACAUGGCCAUGAUCCAGUUUGCCAUCAACAGCACCGAGAAGAAGCGUAUGACUCUGAAGGACAUCUAUACUUGGAUUGAAGAUCAUUUCCCUUAUUUUAAACAUGUGGCUAAGCCAGGCUGGAAGAACUCUAUUCGGCACAACCUGUCCCUUCAUGAUAUGUUUGUUCGUGAAACAUCUGCUAAUGGUAAAAUCUCCUUUUGGACUAUUCACCCUGAUGCCAACCGUUGCCUGACAUUGGACCAGGUGUUUAAGCCGCUGGACUUGGAGCCACCAACAUCGCCUGAACACUCUGAAUCCCAGCAAAAGCGACAUGUUCAAGAUUCCCAGAAAAACAUGGGAAGCAACAGCAGCAGCAAAACUGAACCUCAUAAUGCACGCCGAAAGAUGAAGCCUUUACUUCCUCGCAUCAACUCCUACCUGGUUCCAAUCCAGUUCCCUUUGAGUCAGCCUCUUGUCUUGCAGCCUUCUGUGAAGGUCCCUGUAUCCAUGGCACAAGGGACAUCUCUGAACAGCUCGGAGACUGUCCGGAGCAAUAAGCGUGUGCGCAUUGCUCCAAAGAUGUCACUCUCUACUGAAGAGUCAUCCUCUUUAACAAUGACUGCUGUCAAGGAGGAGAGUCAAUGUGAUGAAAGUUUAUUUGCCCCAACCCAUUCUCUAAAGAAGAGCAACUCCCAGCCUGGUGAGGAAUCACCUUCUUUCCCUGAGGCCCUCUGUAUAAAGGAGGAGGAAGGCUCCCAACCGGAUGACUGGCUGUCCCCAUUCACCUCAACGUUACCUAUAAAGGAAGAGCCAGGCUUGUUCCUCCCAGUCUUAGCCACAAAGCAGAAGAAACACUUCACCAUAUUGAAGUCCCCAUCUAAGGGUGUUUCUGACACAUUAGUUAUAAAGAGACGGGAAAGGCGGGAAAUGGGCAGAUCCAGAAGGAAACAGCGCCUGGCACAGCCUUGUUCAGAAGAGCCAGUCCUUGUUUUGCCAGAGGGCAAUGGCUUUGACUCUUUACAAUUAGGGCCAGAUCUUCCCUUCCUGCAGGAAAGCCAGACUCUAGAGAGUGUAUCACAGCUCAGCUGCUCCCAGGAGGAAGAGGGGCCCUUUAAAACACCAGUCAAGGAAAUGUUCAGCAAGUUGCCUGUUUCUUCCACCCCCAGCAAAGUCCCGGCUGUUACUACCCCACCAGCAUGCCUGGAUCCCUGGAAAUCUGCACCAUUAGCCAAGGAAAGUAAUGAACUGGACUUCAGUCCAGUGAGAACCCUUCAGCUGCCAUUCACACCUCUCCAGGAGAACCAGGACUUGCUGGGUUUUAACAGCACUCCUCUUAAAAAUUCCCUCUUUGUCUCUCCUCGGGAACUGCUUAAUACAGAAUCCAGUGAAAUGGUGCCUGGCCCGCUUACAAGCUCUCCAACUUUCAUUCAUGAAUCUAUUAAGCAAUCAUCUGUUGAACUGCCAGCCUCUGGCCUUACUGAAAACCGGUCGCUCAUGGAGGGCCUGAUCCUGGACACAAUGAAUGACAGUCUGAGCAAAAUCCUCCUGGAUAUCAGCUUUCCUGGUCUUGAGGAUGAAAACCUAGGAACAGACAUUAGUUGGUCUCAGCUCAUACCUGAACUGAAGUAA